Messenger RNA from Dermochelys coriacea (leatherback sea turtle), 6777 nucleotides. RefSeq names its product calcium voltage-gated channel subunit alpha1 F (gene CACNA1F). The transcript has 48 exons. The coding region runs from base 1 to 6456 and encodes 2151 amino acids. NCBI's taxonomy places the organism in Eukaryota, Metazoa, Chordata, Testudines, Dermochelyidae. Gene Ontology annotation, cellular component: membrane; voltage-gated calcium channel complex. Gene Ontology annotation, biological process: calcium ion import across plasma membrane. The record is from RefSeq and is a predicted model, not a curated record. Gene Ontology annotation, molecular function: high voltage-gated calcium channel activity.
AUGCAUGCUGGGAAGUGUACUCCUAGUUACUACCACGGCCCCAAUCCCGGGCCUGGAGCAGCUGCUGGUCCCAGGUGCAGGUUCUCCCGAUGCCACCUCAGCCUCGCUGACCCCCGGGCGUCCCUGGAGCGGGAGGUUCGGGAGCGACCCCAGGCGACUGGCCCCAGGGCACCCCGACGUCCCGUUCCACACCCGGCUCCUCCGGGGGCGGCUCCCUGCCCCCGCGUCUUCCAGGCCCCGGGGGAAAGGGGGGCGCUGAAAAGCCCGGGUCUGGCGGAGAUGCGGGGAAACCGACCCGGGGCCUUCGCCACCCACCUCUUCUCCCGGGCUGUAGCCGGCGAGGCCCUGUGGGUGGUCGUCCCCCCCGACAGCCCGGGGUGGGGGGUGGAGGCCGGGGGACUGGGAGCCGAGGCUGGCAGCCCCCCACCCACCCCCCGCCGGCGCUUGCCCCCCGCCAAGCACAAGACUCAGGGCAGCCCCACGGUGCCGCGCUCCCCCCGGGCUCUCUUCUGCCUCCGGCUCAACCACCCUCUGCGCCGGGCCGCCAUCAGCAUCGUCGAGCCCUUCGACAUCCUCAUCCUCAUGACCAUCUUCGCCAACUGCGUGGCCCUGGGGGUCUACAUCCCCUUCCCCGAGGACGACUCCAACACCGCCAACCACGACCUGGAGCAAGUGGAGUACGUCUUCCUCAUCAUCUUCACGGUGGAGACGUUCCUGAAGAUCAUCGCGUACGGGCUGGUUCUGCACCCCAGUGCCUAUAUCCGCAACGGCUGGAAUCUGCUGGACUUCGUCAUCGUGGUGGUGGGGUUGUUCAGCGUGGUCUUGGAGCAAGUGUCCCACAAGCCCGGGGAUGCCCAUCACAUGAGCGGAAAACCGGGGGGCUUUGACGUCAAAGCCCUGAGGGCCUUCCGCGUGCUCCGCCCCCUGCGCCUCGUCUCCGGCGUCCCCAGUUUGCACAUUGUGCUCAACUCCAUCAUGAAGGCCAUGGUGCCGCUGCUGCACAUCGCACUGCUUGUCCUCUUCGUCAUCAUCAUCUACGCCAUCAUCGGCCUGGAGCUCUUCAUCGGCCGCAUGCACAAGACCUGCUUCAUCGUUGGCUCAGACCUGGAGGCCGAGGAGGACCCCUCGCCCUGCGCCUUUUCGGGGCACGGCCGGGGGUGUCCCCUCAACAACACCGAGUGCCGGGGCCGCUGGGAGGGGCCCAACGGCGGGAUCACCAACUUCGACAACUUCUUCUUCGCCAUGCUCACCGUCUUCCAGUGCAUCACCAUGGAGGGCUGGACCGACGUGCUCUACUGGAUGCAGGAUGCUAUGGGGCACGAGCUGCCCUGGAUUUACUUCGUCAGCCUGGUCAUCUUUGGCUCCUUCUUUGUCCUCAACCUUGUGCUGGGGGUGCUGAGUGGGGAGUUCUCCAAAGAGCGGGAGAAGGCCAAAGCGCGGGGUGACUUCCAGAAGCUGCGGGAGAAGCAGCAGAUGGAGGAGGAUCUCAGGGGCUACCUGGACUGGAUCACACAAGCUGAGGACAUCGACCCCGAUGAUGAGGAGGGGGACCCAGAGGACAAGCACACCCGUGUGACUAUGGAAGACCUGACGGAGAAGAAGAAAGGCCGACUCCAAUGGCUUCGUCACUCAAGCCAUUCCACCGACACCCACAUGAGUCUCCCCGCGAGUGAAACGACUUCCGUCAACACCGAGAACGUGGGCGAAGAGGAACAUCACACCGCCUGCUGCAACGUGUAUCUAGGCAAAAUCUCGAAGACAAAAUUCUGCCGCCGGUGCAGGCGUAUGAACCGGCUGCUGCGGAAGAGGUGCCGCCGGGCCGUGAAAUCUGUCUCCUUCUACUGGAUGGUCCUGAUCCUCGUCUUCCUCAACACGCUGACCAUCGCCUCCGAACACUACAACCAGCCCGACUGGCUGACCCAGAUCCAGGCCUACGCCAACAAGGGGCUGCUCUCACUCUUCACGCUGGAGAUGCUGCUGAAGCUGUACAGCCUGGGCCUGCAGGCCUAUUUCGUCAGCUUCUUCAACCGCUUCGACUGCUUCGUGGUGUGCGGGGGCAUCCUGGAGACCCUGCUGGUGGAGCUGCAGGUCAUGGAGCCGCUCGGCAUCUCCGUGCUCCGCUGCGUCCGUUUGCUACGCAUCUUCAAAGUCACCAGGCACUGGGCGUCCCUGAGUAACCUGGUGGCCUCACUGCUGAACUCCAUGAAAUCCAUCGCGUCCCUUCUGUUGCUGCUCUUCCUCUUCAUCAUCAUCUUCGCCCUGCUGGGCAUGCAGCUCUUCGGGGGCAAGUUUAACUUCGACGAGACCCAGACCAAGCGCAGCACGUUCGACACCUUCCCCCAGGCCCUGCUCACUGUGUUCCAGAUCCUGACGGGCGAGGACUGGAAUGCGGUGAUGUACGACGGGAUCAUGGCCUACGGGGGUCCCUACUUCCCCGGCAUGCUAGUCUGUGUCUACUUCAUCAUCCUCUUCAUUUGCGGCAACUAUAUCCUGCUGAACGUCUUCCUGGCCAUUGCUGUGGACAAUUUGGCCGAUGGGGACAACAUCAACUCAUCAAAGGAGGAGAGCAAAAAGGGGAAGGCGGUGGAUGAAGCUCAGGGCAGUGGCAGCCAGGAUGGCAGUGUGAAGGUGCUGUGCAGGGAGGAAGAAGAGGAGGAUGAAGAAGGGAGCGAAGAAGGAGGGGAGGAGGGUGAGGAGGGCGACCAGGAGAGCUUGGCCGAGUCCCACCUGGACAAGCUGGAGGAGGCGCCGACGGAGAAAGUCCUGCCCAUCCCGGCCGGCAGCACCUUCUUCCUCCUGAGCAGCACCAACCCGCUCCGGGUGAGGUGUCACGCCGUGAUCCAUCACCACAUCUUCACCAACCUCAUCCUCGUUUUCAUCAUCCUUAGCAGCAUUUCGUUGGCCGCCGAGGACCCUAUCCGGGCCCACUCCUUCCGCAACAUCAUUCUGGGGUACUUCGACUAUGCCUUCACCUCCAUCUUCACCGUGGAGAUCCUGCUCAAGAUGACAGCCUAUGGGGCCUUCCUCCACAAAGGGUCCUUCUGCAGGAACUGGUUCAACCUGCUGGAUCUGCUGGUUGUGAGCGUCUCCCUCAUCUCCUUCGGGAUCCACUCCAGCGCCAUCUCCGUGGUGAAGAUUUUGCGGGUGCUGCGGGUGCUGCGGCCUCUCCGAGCCAUCAACCGGGCCAAGGGGCUGAAGCACGUGGUCCAGUGCGUCUUCGUGGCCAUUCGCACCAUUGGCAACAUCAUGAUCGUCACCACGCUGCUGCAGUUCAUGUUCGCCUGCAUCGGGGUGCAGCUCUUCAAGGGCAAGUUCUACAGCUGCACGGACGAGGCCAAGCACACACCGGAGGAAUGCAAGGGCACGUUCAUUGUGUACAAGGAUGGGGAUGUGGGGCACCCCAUGGUGCGCGAGCGAGUCUGGCACAACAGCGACUUCAACUUCGACAACGUCCUGUCCGGCAUGAUGGCCCUGUUCACCGUCUCCACCUUCGAGGGGUGGCCCAGCCUGCUGUACAAGGCGAUCGACGCCAACGGGGAGAACCGGGGCCCCAUCUACAACUACCGGGUGGAGAUCUCGGUCUUCUUCAUCGUCUACAUCAUCAUCAUCGCCUUCUUCAUGAUGAACAUCUUCGUGGGCUUCGUCAUCAUCACCUUCCGCGCCCAGGGGGAGCAGGAGUACCGCAACUGCGAGCUGGACAAGAACCAGCGGCAGUGUGUGGAGUACGCGCUGAAGGCCCAGCCCCUGCGGCGCUACAUCCCCAAGAACCGGCACCAGCACCGGGUGUGGGCGGCCGUGAACUGCUCGGCCUUCGAGUACGGCAUGUUCCUGCUCAUCCUGCUCAACACCAUCGCCCUGGCCGUGCAGCACUACGAGCAGUCGCAGCCCUUCAACUACGUCAUGGACCUGCUCAACAUGGUCUUCACCGGCCUCUUCACCGUGGAGAUGGUGCUGAAGAUCAUCGCCUUCAAACCCCGGCACUAUUUCUGUGACGCCUGGAACACCUUCGACGCGCUGAUCGUGGUGGGCAGCGUGGUGGACAUCGCCGUCACCGAGGUCAAUAACGGCGGCCACGUCGGCGAGAGCUCGGAGGACAGCUCCCGCAUCUCCAUCACCUUCUUCCGCCUCUUCCGAGUCAUGCGGCUGGUCAAGCUGCUCAGCAAAGGUGAAGGGAUUCGCACCCUGCUCUGGACCUUCAUCAAGUCCUUCCAGGCCCUGCCCUACGUCGCCCUGCUGAUCGCCAUGAUCUUCUUCAUCUACGCCGUCAUCGGCAUGCAGACCUUCGGCAAAGUGGCGAUGCAGGACGGGACGCAGAUCAACCGCAACAACAACUUCCAGACGUUCCCCCAGGCUGUGCUGCUGCUCUUCAGGUGCGCCACGGGGGAGGCCUGGCAGGAGAUCAUGCUGGCCAGCCUGCCCGGGAAACGCUGCGACCCCGAGUCGGACGUGGGGCCCGGUGAGGAAUUCACCUGCGGGAGCCACUUCGCCAUCGUCUACUUCAUCAGCUUCUUCAUGCUCUGUGCCUUCCUGAUCAUUAACCUCUUUGUGGCCGUGAUCAUGGACAAUUUCGACUACCUGACCCGGGACUGGUCCAUCCUGGGCCCCCACCACCUGGACGAGUUCAAACGCAUCUGGUCUGAGUACGACCCCACCGCCAAGGGCCGCAUUAAACACUUGGACGUCGUGACCCUGCUACGCCGGAUCCAGCCGCCCCUCGGCUUUGGGAAGCUCUGCCCGCACCGCGUGGCCUGUAAGAGGCUGGUGGCCAUGAACAUGCCCCUCAAUGCUGACGGCACUGUCACCUUUAACGCCACCCUCUUCGCCCUGGUCCGCACCUCGCUCAAGAUCAAGACUGAAGGCAACUUGGACCAAGCCAACAAAGAGCUUCGCGCCGUUAUCAAGAAGAUCUGGAAGAGAACGAAACCCAAACUCCUGGACGAGGUGAUACCCCCGCCAGAAGAGGAGGAAGUCACGGUGGGGAAGUUUUACGCCACGUUCCUGAUCCAGGAUUAUUUCCGGAAGUUCCGGAAGCGGAAGGAAAAGGGGCUUCUGGGACCGGACGCCUCCCCCAGCAACUCCACGGCCCUGCAGGCCGGGCUGCAGACCCUCCAGGACCUGGGCCCCGAGAUGCGCCGGGCGCUGUCCUGUGACCUGGAGGACGGGGAGGAGGCAGCAGGGGAGACCCUGUGUGAGGAGGAGCAGCUGACGUGCCAGACCCCAGAAGGAUUGCUCGGCAGCAGUCCCGACCACUGCCCCACGGCGCCCGUCUCCGCCCCGGCCGAGCGGGGUGGGGAGCCCCUGGCCAACGGGCUACUGGGGUCCUGGCGCCCUUCCUCUGCCAGUCUGGUCAGGAUCCCCAACGGCCCCCACAGCUACAAGGAGAACAACGGGAGGCAGGAGGAGUUGCCCGAGCUGCCCUACAUCCCCAGCAGGCGCUGCAUGAGCAGGCGGAGCUCCGACGGGAGCUGCAUCCCCCCGACGGUGCAUGAAGAGCCCCCCCCAGCCGAGGAGUACAGUGAGGAGACAGCGGGGGAGCAAGGCUACAAUAGCCGGGAGGAGGACUCAGAGAGCCUGGCCUCUCAGGACAGGCAGCCAUGUCUGGGGGGCGCCCGGCUCUACCGGCACCGCUGGGACGAUGGCCAUGGGGGGUCCCUGCCAUUGCCCCACCGACGCCUCUCCAACGCCCACCCGGAUGGGGGGCCGGGGGGCCGCCUGGCCAAGCGCCGACGCCUCCUGCCCCCCACGCCCGCAGGCCGGAAGCCGCCCUUCCUCAUGCAGUGUUUGCAGCGGCAGGGCAGCUGUGAGGACAUGCCCAUCCCGGGCACUUACCACCAGAAUGCUCCAGCCCGGCGCCACCCCCCCCAGGGCUAUGGCAGCGCUGCCUCCUGGCACAGCCCCAGCCGCCCGCCAGGGGACUCCUCGCAGGCCUGGGCCGUGCCCCCCAAGCGGGGCCGGCUGCUCUACGCCCCCCUGCUGCUGGUGGAGGAGGGGGGGCUGACGGUCAGGGGCUGGGGGGAGAAGAGCAGCAGCCGCAGCCUCCCGCCCGCCUCCCGCACCCGCUGGGGGGCCCACGAGCCAGACCUGCCCUGGCCCUCCUACGCCCAUCUCCAUGUGCCCAGUCCCAACUACCACGACCAGCGGGGCAGCGCUGACAGCCUGGUGGAAGCCGUGCUGAUCUCAGAGGGCCUGGGGCUCUAUGCCCGGGACCCCAAGUUCGUGGCCUUCGCCAAGCGGGAGAUCGCCGACGCCUGUCACAUGACCAUCGCUGAGAUGGAGAGCGCCGCCUCCCACCUGCUGAGCCACGGGCGGGGGCCUGGGGCCCACGGGGGCCCCCUGGGCAGCGAGGGGGAAGGGGGCGGGGGAGCGGGGGGGGCCCUGUACAGCGACGAGGAGCCGUUCCGCUCACGGGCCGAGGACGAGCUGGCCGACGAGAUGGUCUGUGUGGCCUCGUAUUGACCAGGGCAGCGGGGGUGCGAGGACCCCCCCGGAGAAGACCCCCAGUGGGGGAGGGGUUCAUGGACCCUAGAAUUACGGCUGGACCCGCCCCCAAGGACAGGGAGCUGUGGGAGAGGGGACCUCCCCGCUGGGGAUGCAGCCUGGAGGAAUGGGGGGGCAGGAGAAGACACAGCAGAGGAGGGGGCUUCACCCCCCGAAGGCUGCCCCCCCCAUUGGCUGAGGCGGGAUCCUGCCCUGGGGUGGCUCUUCCAGCAGCCCCCCCCUUUGCUGAAGCCAGGCCCCCACCCAAUGGGGAGCCCCCCCACAGGGUCUGGGGUAGGA